CGGUUUAGCGCUCAGUGAUCUGUGCAGGUAUAAAAGCACACGUGAAGGAUGAGUUCUGAUGAUGACCUCUUUGUGGACCCUACUCUUCACGAUGAGACUCUCUGGCUCUUGCGUCAGGCUUGUUCUGUCGAUGCUGGUGUUUAUAACAGUUGUGUAUUCAGCAGCUAUGAGAGGCCAGAAUGAAGACUUUCUAAACUUUUUAAAUGAAGCCUUUAAUAGGGACAGCCCUGAGCCAGCAGUCGUAACUGUCUCAGAUCCAUCAAAUGCUGUUGGUGCUCCAGACCCAAUAGCAGUGUGCUCAACUUCCACUCCAAUGGAUAACCCUGCUGAAUUAUUCAGUGUGACUCCAGAGACUGAUUCAGUGGAAUAUCCAGACACUGCUGAUGAAAAAUCUAAAGAGAACAGCAAAUCUGCUGAUCGAACAGACAAUUAUGAUCACCAAAGUUCAAAGAAAAGAAACAAACUACCUGAAACCUUAGGAUUAGACAAUGAUUCUGAUGACAGUAAAAGUGCAGAAAGGACAGACAUGGACAAAUAUGUUAACACAGAGAAUAAGAAACAACCCAGCAACCCAACAGAAGAGAACAGGAGCAGCCAGGAGAUGUAUGGACCUUGGGAUUUUAUGACAGACCAAGAAAGGAAGAAGAGGAUGGACACUGAGAGAGGAAGGGAGGAACACAGAGUGACUCAAAUCACUGAGACUGAGGCCACUAAAAUGGACAGUUACUUACCUGGCCAACCCCAGGCUAAAGAGAGAAACAGAAAAGACAAGACCGAGAUGAUGAGAGAAAACAGUGACUCUGUCCCGCUGAGUGAUAGCCAGAAUAUUAUUGAUCAGAGUCAGGAGUGUUUGGAGGUGUCCAGCUGGAUGAUGAGAUAUCCAGAUGGGGAAAACACUAGUGUAGGUGCAGGUGUAGAUCCACAGAGUGAAGAGGGAAUCACAAAUUAUGAGCGCCAGCUAAGGAAACUGUGUGCUGCUAGAAAGAGACUGAGGACACCAAGAACUGAGAGAGAGCAGCUGGACACAGAUAGUGCAGAAAGGGUGAAUAGUGAGCUUCUAGACAGAGAUAACAGCAGUGAGAGAAUUCCUGCUUAAACCCUGUGAGGACUUUCAUUGUAUAACCAUUUUUAUUUUUCGUUAUGUUCCAAAAUGUGAAUUGUAACUGUUAAAAAAUGUCCGAACUUUUGUUCCUAUGAUUGUGUUGUCUUAUCCUUUCAUCUAUCCCUGACAACUCUCUCUGCAGAUAUAAUGAGGAGUGUGUCUGUGCCAGACCCCCCGCUAAGCUGUUAGUCAGAAAACCCUCAUGGUGGCUGCCACUUUUUGAUCAUCAGAUUUUGUCUUUGGGUCAUCCAACAGCAAAGCGGCAUCACGCAGGCCUUCCAGGUACAGCUGGCUCGUCCAUGUCUGCUUGGGGCCAUAAAUUACGUAGCUCGUCUCGUCUGCUGCAGGCUUCAUCUGCUCUAAUGGACCUCAGAGAGUCUUUCGCCAUCUCGUAAUCAUGACAGAGAUGUCAGCGUGUUAGAGAAGAUUUACAACAGAUUCUCACUUGUAGAGAUUGUGAAAUGUGCUCUCUGCUUGCAGCUGUGCUGCAUGGCUAUCAUUCUUAACACGGUGAUGCUACAUGGUAAAAGAGGAAACUCAUAUAAAGGGGCUGGACUAUAUGACAUAAUCAAAAUAACACACUGGCGGAAAAAAAUAAAACAUGUAACUCACUAUGAAAACUACACCAAUAAAUAAAUAAGUACAAACUCGUUUCCUUGCAAGCCUGUUCUUUUAUGAUAAUGGACCAAUUCAGAAGUCAGGUGGUCUUUAGGAUUAGUUGGUUGUUGCUGUAGUCUUGAUGGUUUCUAUAUUUAAGAGGCAGCCUGUGGGGGAAGAGUUUGAUCUUACAAGUCAAAGACAUGCUUAAAAUACAUCAGAAACAUGAGCAGUGCAACCGUUAUCAAGCCUAUAAGCCUUUGAUGGUAUCACAAGUACCCCAAAUAUCUGAUUAAAGAUUCAUCUAAUUUUAAAAUGUAAAGAUGCCUAGUUUUUGUCAAUCUGGAAAGAAAUAAAAAGUGAUCUUUGUAUAAUAGUGUGAAGCUGCAUCAGAUGUUGCUGUGGCUAAAUUCUGGUCAGUUUUUUUGUUAAUGUCUGUAACAUAUUUUGACAUAAACAUUAAAUUCUUUUAUUUAUGGUCUUAUUUUAUGGUCAGUCUUCCUAAAGAUGUUUUAAUUGCUAAUUUGCUAGCAAUUUAGAGCUUUCCUCAUGUAGUAAAUGGCAUGCUUCGAUCAAGUUGUUGGUUAGGUGCCAUAGUCA
Messenger RNA from Pangasianodon hypophthalmus (striped catfish), 2299 nucleotides. RefSeq lists its product as uncharacterized. The record is from RefSeq and is a predicted model, not a curated record. The transcript is spliced from 12 exons. NCBI's taxonomy places the organism in Eukaryota, Metazoa, Chordata, Actinopteri, Siluriformes, Pangasiidae. The coding region runs from base 59 to 1096 and encodes 345 amino acids.